This is a messenger RNA of Archocentrus centrarchus (flier cichlid), 8586 nucleotides long. It is a transcript of the gene arhgef12b, whose product is annotated as Rho guanine nucleotide exchange factor (GEF) 12b. Gene Ontology annotation, biological process: G protein-coupled receptor signaling pathway; intracellular signal transduction. NCBI's taxonomy places the organism in Eukaryota, Metazoa, Chordata, Actinopteri, Cichliformes, Cichlidae. The transcript has 36 exons. Gene Ontology annotation, cellular component: cytoplasm. The record is from RefSeq and is a predicted model, not a curated record. Bases 652 to 4701 code for a protein of 1349 amino acids. Gene Ontology annotation, molecular function: guanyl-nucleotide exchange factor activity; G protein-coupled receptor binding.
AUGCAUUUCACAGCGGAGCAACGACCGCGGCUCUUUGCACAAAUUAAUGACCGUCAAAGAGAACAGAUCCGCAGCAGGAUGCUCCAGAAAGCGCAACGCGUCCACAUCCGCGCGGUGAACAACACCGGGACGUCGCGGAAAUAAGAGGAGGAAAAAAAGUUCAAUUUGGAUUCAGCAGCCAAAGUUUGACGUAAUUCUCUCCCGGACACCAGGAAUAGUCUGGAGUGUCAUCAUGGAAGUAUUUCCUAAGGAAAAACAAGGGAUUCUCCCUGAGCUUGGAGGUAAUCUGUGAAUGUGAAAGUUGGGGGGGAAAAACCCUUUUACAGGCUUCUUCUCUGAGGUUUUCCAGAUGUCUCCUCUGAUGCAGACAGCGGCUUCUUUCUGAAACACGCUCGGAGGAAAGAGGCGCAUUUCGUCGUUUGUGCUGGAGUUUAAACAGCUGGAUCGUCCCGUGGACAUAAACGGGGACUGCGGGGACUUUUCUUUGAUUUUUAAAACCCUCACGCUGGAUGUGAAGACUCGGUAGCGUUUGGGGAUGUGCAUGGACACGUAGGAGGCGAAAUGAAGAAGCAGUUUUAGUACCGAAGAGUCAGGCGUUGUGAUGGUAAUGUUGUUUGGGUGAAGUCGUCGGAAACUCACAAGGGAAGCCCAAUGAGUGGCACACAGUCAACACUCACUGACAGGACUCUUCAGUCGCUCUCCCUUAAAAAUGAGUUCGACCCUACAGGUCUGGUUCAGCGCUGUGUGAUAAUCCAGAGAGAUGAAAAUGGCUUUGGGCUGACAGUAAGUGGAGACAAUCCUGUGUUUGUGCAGCUGGUCAAAGAAGAUGGAGCUGCAAUGCGAGCUGGUGUCCAGACAGGAGACAGGAUCAUUAAGGUUAACGGGACCUUAGUUACACAUUCAAACCACCUUGAGGUUGUAAAGUUGAUAAAAUCGGGCUCCUAUGUAGCCCUGACAGUGCUGGGGAGGCCUCCAGGGCUUCCUCAGAUCCCCCUAGAAGAGGAGAAGGAAGGACAAGAGGAAAAUGGAGAUAUCAGCACACCAUCCACUCUCUCAGCACCCCACUCACCUGCACUGUCAGGUGGGGAGCAAUGCAGUCCCUUGACCAGCAGCACGCCCUGCAACCCCCAGGACAACACCACAUCCUCCUCUCUGUCUGAUGGGGAAGGAGCCACGGCGUCCUGGAAUGGUGAGUCUGAGGAUGGAGACAGCGGGUCGCCUCUGAAGGAACAGACAUCACCCGCGCGGUGUGGCAAUGGGCCCUCGAUCAAUAACAACUCAGUGCACAGCAGCCCCGUCUCUGACAGCCUUGGAAGCAGAGAGACGCCCUGUCAGAGCCCGGACAUCAGUCACAGGGACGGCCUCAGCACCUGCCCGUCGCCAGAUGCUGACGACGCCGCCGACACUGACUCCAGUACCCAGUGCAGUGUUGGUAGCCCUCCUUACCUCGUUAACCCUCAGAUUAUUGGAGCAGAAGAUGACUACUUUGACUCCUCACAAGAACAGAUCAAUGGCGAGUGUAGCUGUUUCCAGAGUAUUGACUCGUUGAAGUCUCGGCCGGCUCACCUUGCAGUCUUCCUCCAUCAUGUGGUCUCACAGUUUGACCCUGCACCCCUGCUGUGUUACCUUUACGGUGAUAUGUACAAGCAAACCAGCUCCAAAGAAAGUCGACGCUUCUUCAUCGAAUUCCACUCACUCUUCAUGGAUCGAACUGCAAAUCUAAAAGUACCAGUGCCAGAGCCAGUGUCAGCUGAACUGGAGAAGCGAAGGCUGGAGUUAAUCCCAGAGGACCUGUGUAAACAGUAUACUCAGGCAUUACAGGAUAUGCUGUUACCAGACCUGCACAAGAACCUGGAAGACUUCAGACAGAAGCGCAGCAUGGGUCUGACGCUGGCUGAAGAUGAGCUCUGCAAGUUGGACUCUGAGCCAGGAAGAGACCAGCAGGCCAUGGAGAAGGAAUGCUCCUGUGCUGAACACAUCCUCUCCAAGAUUGAGGAUAUCCUGUUGACAUCACAGAGCUCAGAAGAGGAGAAGUGCCAAACGAUGCAGUAUGUGAUUCUCACCUACAUGAAGCACCUCGGAGUGAAAGUGAAGGAGCCUCGCGGCCUUGAACACAAACGUGCUCGCAUCAAUUUCCUCCCCAGGAUUAAGUUUCCCAACAUCCUCGGCCCACCUCGGCGUCUGAGCAGAGUGGACUCCACCUCAGUUGGUAAGGCUGUGGAGCUGAACAAGCAACGCCCACCAAAGCUUCCUCAGCCGCCCAUUGGCAUCUCCGAACUGUCAGACUUGUCCGCCUCGAGUUCCGGACAGAUCUGUGCAAAUCACCUAAGCGAGGGAUCAGAUACAAGCACCCAAGUUUUGCCUUCCACCACCACCACUCCUACACACAGCUCCCCCACCACUCAGGUCUCAGAUACCAGCGCACAAGAGUCAGACUCCAAUGUCUCUCCGUUCUGCGUCCAGCCCAGGCCGGGCGACAGUCUGCAGUCUGCUGACAACCAUGACGGUGUCUCCGGUCCAACCAACACUCACUUUGACUUCAGUCCCUCCACUGUGAAGCAGCGGGAGGAAGAUCAGGAGGCCUUCAGUAGGAUUGAGGUACAGUGUGACAUCCAGAGCGAAGACGACCAGGGUGGAGAGGCAGAGUGUGAAGAAGAUCCUCUGAACUGGCAAAGGCUGGUCAGCCGAGGCGUCCUGACGAGCUUAACGCCGCAGGAGAUCAAACGGCAGGAAGUCAUCAAUGAGCUGUUCUACACUGAGCGUGCCCACUUGCGGAUGCUGAAGGUGCUGGACUGUGUUUUCUGCCAGAGGCUGAGCAGAGACGGCAUCCUUCCACCAGAAGACAUCAAACACAUCUUCAUCAACCUGGAGGAAAUCAUUCAGCUGCAUGUCUCCAUAACAGAACAAAUGACAGCAAUCAGGAAGAGGAGCGAGACGUCAGUGAUUGGUCAGAUUGGAGAUGAUCUCCUGGGAUGGUUCAGUGGGGAGGAAGAAGAGAAGUUAAAGAGCGCAGUGGCAACUUUCUGCAGCAACCAGCCGUCUGCACUGGAGCUCAUCAAGACGAGGCAGAAGAAAGACCAGAGGUUCAACUUGUUCAUGCAGGAAGCUCAGAGCAACCGUUUGUGUCGCAGGCUGCAGCUCAAAGACAUCAUCCCUGUAGAAAUGCAGAGAGUGACCAAGUACCCGCUGCUGCUGGAUAACAUUGCCAAGUACACAGAGGACAGCGAAGAAAGGAAAAAGGUGAAGAAAGCUGGAGACUGCUGUAAAAAGAUCCUCAACCAUGUCAACCAAGCUGUCAAAGAGGCUGAAAACAAACAGAGGCUAGAGGAGUAUCAGAGAAGGUUAGACUUCUCGUCUCUCAAACAGAGUGAAAACCCUGUGAUCCUGGAGCUGAAGAAUCUGGACCUCACCAAGAGGAAGAUGGUUCACGAGGGGCCUCUGUCCUGGAAAGUCAAUAAGGAAAAGACAAUUGAGCUGUACACGCUCCUCCUGGAGGACAUCUUGGUUUUACUGCAGAAACAGGAUGAACGCCUGGUCCUCAAGUUUCACGGCAAAAACCUGGCCAGUGUUGUGGACACCAAGCACACCUUCAGCCCCAUCAUCAAACUCAACACGGUCUUAGUUCGCCCUGUCGCAACUGACAACAAGUCUUUCUUCGUUCUGUCCAUGUCCGAAAAUGGGGCUCAAAUCUACGAGCUGACGGCUCAGACGGUGUCCGAUCAGAGAACGUGGCAACGUUUGAUCACACAGUGUGCUGACACCAUGAAGGCCAAACUGCACAGCAGGGACACACCUCCACCUCAGUCCGAUGCUGAGCAGAAUGCGAUUAAUAUCAUCAACAAUGGGAUGCCCAAAGAGAACAAAGACGAGACGCGGAGUGGACAUAUCCAUUCUGCAGAUAUCAGCAUCCCUGAUAAAGAAGCUGCCUCUACCCCAGACAUUCAAGAUCCCCCGGAGAGUCUCAACCCCUUUGAUGGGCUGAGAUCAGAAGACGAAGAAGAGGAGCUGCCAGUGGUAGACAGGCAGGAGGAAGAGGGGAAUGGAGAGGUGGAUGAAGCAGAGCUAGAGGCCUUCCUGGAUGGGCAGCUGGCAGAGAGACUGCUGCAGGAAGGAUCGCGACUUGGCAUUGCCCUUGAAAAUGAGGAGGAGCACAAUGUUUUUGUCCAGCCUUCUUCCAAAGCUGAAGAAGCUCUGAGGACAUUGGCAAUGUUGAAGCAGGCGGUGUUCACGCACAUGUUGAGUAGAGAAGCAGAGGAGGAAACAGAGGAGAACAAGGAGAGUGGAGCCCGUGGGAGUCAGUCAAGUCCCUCUUUGCCUGGGAGCCCCGAGGGGCCCUCCGCUACCUGUGGUGAGAGCCAGGUGUCUGAAAGUUUACAGAAAGAUGACCUCCAGCCUCCAUCUGAAACUGCUGAACGUAAUGGUGGUUUUAUGGUCCUGGAUUUCCCCGGCUCUGAGGAAAGCAGCACUGAUGAUGAUGCUGGAGUUGGAAGUGAUGUCGGGAUUGACAUGAGGAAGCUACUGUCAUCAUCCUCGCAGAUGGGAGGCGGAGGCCCCAACCUCAGUCGGCAGCUCAUGACCCACCUGCGCCUCCUACAGGCCGACCUGCAGUAUCUUAAGGAUAUAGAGAUGAAGUACAACGAACUGCAACAAGUGCACGGCGAUGCAGCUACAGACUCCGAUGACAACAACGAUGGGAUUUAGUGAUGACUUCCUGCUCUCUCGGCUGUAAGGGCCAGGUUUCAUGUUGCUGCAUGGUCACCUUCCUCGACCUUUUACCACUGAAGGAUUAAUAAUGUCUGAUCUCCUGCUUCAAAGGAUGGCGUCGUCAUCGCAAUCCGGAUUACUCCACUCUAACCUCCUUCACCCAGCAGGAGCAGAAGAGACAUAUCAUUGAAUUACUCAUGGAUACUUUUUACUAUUUUAAUAAUAAUCACUGACUGCAUAAAUGAUCUGAAACACUGGAUAUAAUGAAUGGAAAAAGGCUAAACUGACCGUCUGAAUUCACGCAGACAUUCAGCAGAGAACUGCAAAGAGACAGGAUGACUGUGACCAGUACCUGAGGUAGAUUUUCUUGCUCAAAAUUCAAUGUAAAAGCCAACAAUAAAAAAAUAACCUCUAUAUUAUAGAGUAGAUAUAAAAGUGCUCAAUAAAAUGCCAAAAUGGAAAACUAACAUUCAUUCCAACCAUCCUUAACCUUCUCCAGAAGGUGUUCUUUAGCCAGAUUUUGCAUGAAAUUGUAAGCAGACGACAGUCUGGCUGAUUCUGGAUCAAAUGCCUACCAACAACUCUGAAGCUCACAAAUUUAAAACCUGUAUCUUGUUUUUAAAUCAUCUAAAAAUACAAAUAUAAAAAUGAACUUCUGCUCAGCAGUUUUAAUGCUGUGAUUUUUAUACAAAGAGUCAGAGAGACAUGUCAGUAACAAAUGUGUAUUCUCCGACUGGUUGGCGAGUGGUUGCUGGCUGUCGCUGGGUUGAGAUCGGUCAUAAAGAGGAAUGUGGUGCUGCACCAAAAACCUCCCUGCAGUCCCUUUGGUCACUAGCAGAUUGCAUCGGUUGCCUGUAGUUUGCAUGGAAGAUGCCGACUUUUCUGCAAACAUUCGCCAGCUGCUCGCUGAGCAGGAGUCAAACUGUGAAAAGUGUGACGCAGACCAGAAACGCACCUUCAAAUUAAAAGUUGUGCCCUUUUGAAAUGUGCUGGUUGCAGCCAUAAGACACAACUUUUACUUUGAAGGUGAAUUCUACAUUUUUAAGUUUCACUAAUGAGUAGCUAGCGAGUGUUUGCAGACAAAACAGCCUUUUCCAUGCAAACUACAGGAAACCGCGGCAGUCUGCUACUGGCUGAAGCAAUCAUGAGUUUUUGUUGUGUGACCGAUUUUUUUAUGCAGCGACCUCCAGAAACCACUCACCAACCAGUCCUGGAAUAGUGACCAGUGGAUGCAAUGGUGUCGCCAACCGGUCUACUUCUAUUUGAAUUUUAAUUAUUUUAUUUGAAUUUAAGAUAUUAAAGACUCUGUGAGCUUUAGAGUUGGCUAUUGGAUGUUUUUCCUCCCUGCUUUUCAGUCUUAGCCAAGCCAAGCUAAGCUAAGGUAAGCUAGCACACCUGAUGGGUUUGAACUUUACGCACAGAUGUAAAAUUUUUGCUGAUUAACACAAUUUCAGGAAGAACGGGAAGACCAGGAAAACUAGUUAUUCUGAUUUUAGAGCAUUAGAAGAGCUCAAUAUUAAUUUAUUGUAAAUUAGCUUUUAUUGUUGUGUUACAUACUGUAUGUGCAGGUUAGCAAGCGAUACCAGAUACAAACAGACAGUUUGAAGUUCCUCAUUAAUUAGCUCAGUUAAUUGAAUUAGUGCUAAUACUGAAUUUUAAGUAGGUUUAACUUUGACUUUGCAGUCACAGUGCUCUCAGUUUAUGAGGUAAAUUGCAGUUUUUAGAAAACCAGUAAGUAUGAAAUACAUAAUUAAGAUUUGAUUUAUGUGCAUUAAUAUGAACCUCCCCAUGUUAAGGAAAGUUCUCUGAAAAGUGAAAUAUAUUUUUUGAAGCACUUGGUAAAAAGGCUUAUAAGCUACACAAUAUUACUUUGGGGAUCAGCUUAAAAUUUCCAUUAACAAAAUAUCCUGUUUGCAAAGCUGCAGCCUUUUUUACAGAAACUGUGACCGGCCGUGCUCGCUGUUAUUUUUUAAUUAUUUAUUCCUUUUGGGUUAAAAAGCUUUUUUUCUGAUGGCAGGUUAAUUUGACUUUUCAUCUCAAGAAAAAUUAAAGGCUAAUUUCUUGAGAUAAUAAGAUGAUUUAUCACAGAAGCAUUUUUUUUUUUUAGAUUAUGUGAAGAUUAUAGCAAAACUCAGUAGCCCUUACCUUUACUAAUUAGGAAGUUAGAAUUACUGAAGUGGACUGAAAUCUAAAUAUUUGAUUAGAAAUAAGUACACUGUGAAGAAGUGGCAUAGAAAACAAUAGGUUCAUCUGCACUCCUGUGGCUAAUACAGUAUUACUAAUAUAGUAUUACAUGCACAUGUGUAAGAGUUAAAACAUAAUUUUUUAUUACAGCUGUUUCAUGAACUGGUGAAACGAGUAUUUAGACCUUUUAUUUUAGUUUAAAAAAAAAAAAAAGUCCUGCAUAAGAAAUAAAACAGUUUCAGCAUAAAAUAUACUUAAAAUAUAAUAUGUACAUGUUAUAUAUGUAGAAUGACCCUUCUUUGAAUGACAUAUACAUGAUACAGUGUUACUGGAUUAUAAUUAUAGAUUCAUUAAUGUGUAUAUGCAUUAAUGGUUGUACGUCUUGCUGCGUUAAACAGUAUGGAGCCCAAAAUACAAUAUUUGCAGAGAUACUUCAUUACAGUACAAGUCUAUUAAAACUGUACUUGCCUAAAGUACAUACUACUAUCACACGCAUGGCCGUUAUCAGCUUCUGUACUCCUCAACUUAUUGUAUGUUUGCCAGUUAUCAUUGUCUCAGUAUGAUUUUUUUUUUUGUUUUAGCAAACUGCAUAGAAAUGCAAUGUUGUACAGGACUGGACCUAAACAGUAAGAUUUUAAACAACCUGAAGCACUUAAAUGUAGCAAAAAAAAAGAAAUAAUACCCUGAGGUUGCAGCCCAUCAGUUUUCAGUCGGCUUCAGGAUAUCUUUCUAUCAAAUAAACAAAUUAAAAAAAAGUAGAAAGAUUCCCAAAAAAUGCAGAUGGAGAAAAAGCUCUGAAAAUUGAGACUGCUGAUGUUUUCCUGUUUGUGACUGCAGUAUGAGCAUUUCAGACUUUGUGCCCAUGUGAACAAAGUUUUACUGUAAAUCAGAAAUUCAGUGUGUACUUCAGGCCUUUUCCCUCACAGGCAUUAAUAAAAGUGUUCACAGACAGUAAUGUGCUUGCUCGACUAGCCAAAGUGUACAUUGUAGUUUUUCCCAGUUGUUUUGUCCAACUUUGAAUGUUAAUUAAAUCUUUCUGCUACAUGUUUAAUCUAGAAAAGUACAGUCACGAGGCGUCUGCACUUCACUUGGACUGAAAAGAUAUUCACUGGCCACAAGACUGCACCGUGGCUCUGAUUUCUGGACAAAAUAUAUAUAGGCAAAAAUGAUUGUUUUGGACUGCGUUCAUGGUAAAGGCAUAUAUUGUACAAUGACUUUUUCAUGCUUUUACGCACAGCUUUUUUGUUUUUACACCAUAACAUCAUGUAAUGCUUUAACACAAGCUACUUAAGAGGAGCAUUAAUCAAUUUUAUAAAUGUUAUUUUAAAUGUUUUUUUUGUUUUUGUUUUUGUUUUAUUGUUAUUAACUCUGUUAACAUGAUUAUGACACAAGAAGCUCCGUUUUUGUGAAAAACUAAGGAAAAGAUAAAUGGAAAUUUUGUUUCAUUUUAGUUUAUCUUGGUGGGGUUUGAUGGUGUGGGAACAUAGACUGUACAUAAAAAAUGGAACUAAGCUCUGGGCCUGAAAAGUGAAAUCUAUGCAUACGUGCCUUAAACUUGUUUUCUUUCUAAUGGCCAGCAGGGGGCAACACACCUGCUUGCAAAAGGAAGUCUGGUCUGGAAAUGUAGGUGUCUAUAGGGUUUGACUCGUUUUGGGGGGCAGCCUCAAGUGGCCAUUUGAGUAAAAAAUUUAUUUCUAA